Macadamia integrifolia is the source of this 1174-nucleotide messenger RNA. RefSeq lists its product as uncharacterized. The transcript has 4 exons. The record is from RefSeq and is a predicted model, not a curated record. NCBI's taxonomy places the organism in Eukaryota, Viridiplantae, Streptophyta, Magnoliopsida, Proteales, Proteaceae. Bases 413 to 1000 code for a protein of 195 amino acids.
AAGAGGUAUCAGCCAUCAAAUGAACACUAGACAGAGGAUUGCCAUCCAAAAAACCAAAGAGACAACGCUAGAGGAUGGCGUUCCACUUGAAUAAGACCAUUUCAUUGCCCACCACUCCUUACCAGUUACUGCUUACUUCUAAGCCUUCCAUGCUUUUCUACAACAGGAAGAGAAGAUUAUCCUUCUCUCCUUUGCUUCACUGCCCCAGUACGUUCUCCAGAAAUUUUCCACUCUGGUUCAUUGAUCUUCUUAGAGAAAUGAGAUUUCAGUAAUACCCUUCAACAGAUUCUGGCCAAGUUCUUCACAAAUCACAGCCAAUUGAAAUCUGCCCAAGUGCUUCUCUACCUAGUUCUGGUGAAAUCUGCUUCUAUUGCUGUUUCUGCAGCCACUACUGUUACAGAGACCACACAACAUGACUUCUCGUUCUAUAAGCACGAAUUGCCCUCUAACCAAAUCCAUCAAAUUUGGGGUCUCUCCAGUAUUUUCCUCGGUCUUGCCUGCAAGGGAACAGAGAUGGGAAGUUGGCAAAUUAGCAAUUUCACGAACACAUGUCGUGUGCUCUGCUGUGCAGGAAUCCACUUCCACAGUUGCUGCUGAAACAAAGGAAACAAAGGCUGUGGCAAAAGAAGCUCCAGCAAAGCCAAAGCCCCCAGCAAAAGCUCCAGCUGAACCUUUACCCCAACUGAUGGAAGAGGAUGUGAUCCCUGCAUUGAAAACGAUUCUUGAAUCUCAAGAUGAUCUCUCAGAAAUUGAGUUAUCCUUCACUGAUAACACGUUGGAAGGAUCCUUUAAAAAGCAGGGAAUUCCCCACUCAUUUUGGGCCUUCUUCCCGGACGGAGUCCUCACAGGACCAAAGGGAUUUGCCAUGUCCUCGUAUGGUUCGGGAGUGAGCACUGUUGAACCAUUUCUCAUUGAUGAAAAGAAAAUCACAGCAAAACAUGUAGUUUUUUGGGUUGAGAAGCGUUUGGCAGCUCAGGGAAUUCUUCCUGUGUGGAAAUAAUGAUCAACAUCAGAUUUGAAGAUUUGGGCUUCACCAAAUGGCCUACUAAUACCUACACAUUGUACUUAUUUUUCUUCUACUAGCAUUACUGUACUUCAUGAAAGAAGGCUGUAAUAUUUGUUGAUUAAAGUGUACCAAAUUAUCAAUUGGAAUAUAUCCAUCACAUUUGAUCAA